AUGUCAGGUCCUGGUGUUGGCUUCGAAUAUCCUCCGACCGAGGUGUCAUGGUUGAAGAGAGAUGUCCUGCUCUUCGCCGUGAGCAUUGGCUGCACGGUGGAUGAGUUGCACUUCAUCUACGAACUCCAUCCCAAUUUCGCCGUGUUUCCCACAUACCCGAUCAUCCUGCCCUUCAAGAAGACCACACAGGAAGUCAUCGACUUCUAUGCUGUUCAAGCCAGCAAUCCCAUUCCGGGCAUCCCCAAGAUGGACCCAAGACGUGCCGUCGAUGGCCAGCGCCACAUCGAAUUUCUCAAGCCUCUGCCACCGACAUCCGCGGGCCGAAAAUUCGAGCUGCGGUCCAAAGUUAUUGGAGUCUACGACAAGGGCAAACCUGGCACGGUGGUCGAGACUGAGCAGACCAUCGUAGACAAGGAGAGCGGUGAGGUGUACAGUCGGGUGGUCAGCUCUGGCUUUUUUGUCGGCCAGGGCGGUUGGGGUGGACCCAAGGGCCCGGCGUCCGUCAACUAUCCGCCGCCCAAGGGCCGGGAAAACAGUCCCGAUGUAGUCAGCGAGAAGCAGCUGACUCCGGAGAGCGCACAUCUGUACAGACUCAACGGCGACUAUAACCCACUCCAUGCGACACCUGAACCUGGUAAGCAGAUUGGUUUCGGGGGCGCCAUCAUGCAUGGUUUGUCGACCUGGAACUUUGCGGCACAUGCCCUCCUCAAAAACCUUGGUGGAAGUGAUCCAGCCAACAUUAAGGAAUUUGGGGCUCGCUUCGCCGCGCCUGUAAAACCCGGCCAGAAGCUUGUGACGAAGAUCUGGAGAACUGGCGACAUCAAGGACGGCUGGGAAGAGGUCCGAUUCCUCACUGAGGUCAAUGGCAAGGUUGUCCUGAGCAACGGUCGGGCGCUGAUGAAGGUUGUGGGUGGAAAGAGCAAGCUUUGA
Molecule: messenger RNA, 930 nt
Organism: Fonsecaea nubica
Lineage: Eukaryota; Fungi; Ascomycota; Eurotiomycetes; Chaetothyriales; Herpotrichiellaceae
Exons: 4
Coding region: 1-930 (309 amino acids)
Cellular component (GO): peroxisome
Source: RefSeq, a predicted model, not a curated record